This is a messenger RNA of Myotis davidii, 2165 nucleotides long. RefSeq names its product keratin, type II cytoskeletal 75. The transcript has 9 exons. The record is from RefSeq and is a predicted model, not a curated record. Gene Ontology annotation, biological process: keratinization; intermediate filament organization. Lineage: Eukaryota; Metazoa; Chordata; Mammalia; Chiroptera; Vespertilionidae. Bases 58 to 1701 code for a protein of 547 amino acids. Gene Ontology annotation, cellular component: keratin filament. Gene Ontology annotation, molecular function: structural constituent of skin epidermis.
UCCCCCUUCAUACACAUCUGCGCCAGGAGCUCCUCUUGCCCCCCUUUCUCAGCAGCCAUGUCCAGGCAGUCCACCAUCACUUUUCAGACCGGCAGCCGCAGGGGCUUCAGCACCACCUCAGCCUCCGGGCGCCCUCGCUUCAGCUCAGCCUCUCUGGCCCGCACCACAGGGGGCAGUGGAGGGCUGGGAAGAAUCAGUGGUCCAGGGGCCAGCUUUGGAAGCCGCAGCCUCUACAACCUAGGGGGGACCAAGCGGGUCUCCAUCAGUGGGAGUGGCAACAACUUCAGAAGUGGCUUUGGUGGUAGGGCAAGCAGUGGGUUUGGGGUCAGCAGUGGCUUUGGCUAUGGAGGUGGAGUGGGCGGGGGCUAUGGGAGUUCUGGCUUCCCUGUCUGCCCCCCUGGAGGCAUCCAAGAAGUCACCGUCAACCACAGUCUCCUGACUCCCCUCAACCUGCAAAUCGACCCCACCAUCCAGCGAGUGCGGAAAGAGGAGCGAGAGCAAAUCAAGACCCUCAACAACAAGUUUGCCUCCUUCAUCGACAAGGUGCGCUUCCUGGAGCAGCAGAACAAGGUCCUGGAAACCAAGUGGAGCCUCCUGCAAGAGCAGGGAACUAAGACAGUGAGGCAGAACCUGGAGCCCUUCUUUGAUGCCUACCUCAAUGACCUCCGCCGGCAGCUGGACAGCGUCACCAGUGAGAGGGGCAGGCUGGACGCUGAGCUGAGGAACAUGCAGGACGUCGUAGAAGAUUUCAAAGUCAGGUAUGAGGACGAAAUUAACAAGCGCACUGCUGCUGAGAAUGAGUUUGUGGCCCUGAAGAAGGAUGUGGAUGCUGCCUACAUGAACAAGGUGGAGCUGGAGGCCAAGGUCAGCUGUCUGACCGACGAGAUCAACUUCUUACGGAUGCUCUAUGAGGAAGAGCUGUCCCAGAUGCAGACCCAGGUCAGCGACACCUCCGUGGUACUGUCCAUGGACAACAACCGCAGCCUAGACCUGGACAGCAUCAUCGCUGAGGUCAAGGCCCAGUACGAAGACAUUGCCAACCGCAGCCGGGCUGAGGCUGAGUCUUGGUACCAGACCAAGUAUGAGGAGCUGCAGGUCACGGCGGGCAGACACGGCGAUGAUCUUCGAAAUACCAAACAAGAGAUCUCUGAGAUGAACCGGAUGAUCCAGAGGCUGAGAACCGAGAUUGACAACGUGAAGAAGCAGUGCUCCAGCCUGCAAACAGCCAUCGCUGACGCAGAACAGCGCGGAGAACUGGCCCUCAAGGAUGCACGAGCCAAGCUGGUGGACCUGGAGGAAGCCCUGCAGAAGGCCAAGCAGGACAUGGCCCGGCUGCUGCGCGAGUACCAGGAGCUGAUGAAUGUCAAGCUGGCCCUGGAUGUGGAGAUCGCCACCUACCGCAAGCUGCUGGAGGGCGAGGAGUGCAGGCUGAGUGGAGAGGGUGUUUCUCCGGUUAAUAUCUCUGUGGUCACCUCCACUGUUUCCAGUGGCUACGGCAGUGGCAGCGGCAUUGGAGGUGGAGGCCUGGGUCUCGGUGGGGGCAGUGGCUAUUCCUUCACCACCAGCGGUGGUCACAGUUUGGGCAUGGGGCUGGGAGGCUCCGGCUUCAGUGCCAGUAGCAGCCGGGGCCUUGGGGGCAAUGGUUCCAGUGUCAAGUUUGUCUCCACCACGUCUUCCAGCCGAAAGAGCUAUAAACACUAAGUGCAGCCACACACUCGCUCACCCCGGUCCUGAAACCAGGUUUACCCACUGACCUGGCCUGUGUGCCCACACCCUUGGACACCUGGGUCCUUCUCCUACUUCUCCCCGUCACAAGGCCCACCUGUGCUGCUAGGAAGCCUGGCAUCCUGGUAAACCCCAGUCUCCAACCUGAGCCAGCCUCUGCCCUCCUGACAGUCCCCUAGACAGCCCCUGGAGCCCUCUCUGUGCCAGAGCACAGACUUUCAAGAUUCACAUUUGGCUUGUCUUGCAGAGACUCCCCUUCAGCUCCUCCUCCCUCCUUCCCACCCUCCAGAUGCAGAAAUGCAGAGUCUGUGUCUCCCAGACCAUCUUCAUGCCAGGUUGUCAGGCCCCCUGUCUCACGGUGCUUAUAAGCUGCCUUCUGGGAGUGAGGGCUCCCUCUCUCCCCUCUCUGGAAUGUGUCAAUUAAAUGUAUGUGUAAUGUG